GGUUUGUGGUGGCUGGUGAUUGCCAGUCGGUCGAAUCCAGUUUUGUUUCACUUUGCCAACGCGUUUCGAAACUGCGCUGCCUCAAUUCCCUGAUCUUCAUCAAGACUGCACCUUUGCACAGGUCGCGUCGCUACUGCUUCAUCAUAUCUUUUAUCAUUCUGCUUUCUCAUCGACUUUGUCUUCCCACUGCUAUCUGGUCUGAGUACAACCAUGUCAUUGUGCAGGUAACAUUAGUGGUUCAUUUGGCGAAGCUCAGACACGCCCCUUUGCAAAAAUGUCAGCUAUAGCUGGCCCUUUGCUAAACGGCAUUCUGCCUCACCCAGGAACAUCGCUCAAUGAAGCGUCGGAGUUUGAGAAGAUACUUAGGAUCCGCGAUGAGGUCUUUUCUGGAAGUCAUCCUAGACUGACAGUGCCUGCGCAUGCCCUCAGACUUUCCUCUUCUCAAACUCCUGCCCAGUCGCAUUUGAAUGUACCUCCUCCAUUUCCCACCAGUGCUUCGCCAAAUCGUCCUGCGACCACACAGUCCAGGCGUGAAGAAGAUGCUACACAAGUUCAACCAAAACCAAAUGGUCUUGCCAGCUCGUCUAUUCAACCUGCCAGCAGUAAUGUUUCUGAGUUUGACCCUAUCUUCUUGACGAAAUCAGAUGAUCUAGUUAGAGCCGAGAUCCAACUGAAACGACAGAGAUUGGAGAAGGCUUUGAAGGAGCAGUUCGAACACAAAAGACAAGACGCCCGCAGAAAGCCUGCGCCCUCCGAGGCCAAACCGGACUUCGACCUUCCAGCCAUGCUUGCCAAGGUGUUGAACCCAGUCAAAUCCCCUUCUUCCAAAGACGAGGCCGAUGCCAGCGAUUCCGUCGACGAAAACUCUUUCUAUUCCAGUAGAGCCCCCGACUCAACACCCGAAGGGCCGGACGAGUCUGGAGAAGAUGCUGAGGAUGCUGUGCAAGCUGACAAGCGUUCAGGGCCGCCUGUCGUGAGUGCUGUCAUGGGUUCGCCCUUGCAGCAAGGUGCCAAUGUUGGACCGUCCGCUAAUCUUGCACGCCUACCCCAGUCGGCCACUGUUCAGACUGUUACUGCUGCCGCCAACAUGGACUUGGAUGAUGAAGAGGAAGAAGGCGAGUACUCGCCCCCAGAGGCGACGGCAUACCCAGCGUCAAAAAUUGGCCCACCCGAAGCUAUGCAAGACACUAGAGAUCCACGCGGGCGUCCGUUGCGCCGAUACUCGGAAAACGAAGACAACGGGAGGAGGCCUCUAUCCCCGUCUGAGGCCAAUAUGCGGAUUAAUGGCCGAAGACAAUCUCAACGGAUUGGUAAACCGGGAACUCCCCCAUCUCUCGAUGACUUUCAAGGACAAGGACUCCCUCCUCGGAAAAGAAGAAAACUCGAAAAGCGCAUUGAGAAGAAGGCGAGGCGAAACGGUGCAUAUUCUCCCGGCGUCAAGGAAGAAAAUGUUUCGCCUCCACCAUUCCAUGAUGUUCAACCACUCGGCUCGGGGAGAGUGCGUCCUAUGGGUGACCGUCCGAUCGUCAUCGAUGAUGAACCGGAGCAAGAAGCUCGUUACAUGCCUCCUCCAGAACAACGGUAUGUGGAUUCUCCUUCGCGACCAAUCCAUCGUCAAGUUGAGCAAUUGAUGCCACUGAGUGAGCCACGCGCGUUGUCCAGAGCAAGUGUGAGACCAGUACGAGACGACCAGGAUCUGCGUAGGGUCGCCAGCAUGCACAACAUGCGAACAGAAGCUCCCCGAGAAUACGCUGAACCGUAUUAUGAGACUCCUACACGCACACGAGCCGUGUCUUAUGCUCGAGCUGGAAGUCCUGCGAUCAUGGAGUCAACCCGUCACCCACGCGAAGUUCCUGUCGAAUAUGAUCGUACUCCUCAAGAGGCUAGGGUGGUUCGAACUCCUGCACCAGUUUACCGUGAGAUCUACGAUGACGCUGAGCCUACCUAUCGCUACGUACCAGAGCCUAUGCCACCUCCGCCCCCGGUUGAGAGGAUCGUGGUCGACCAGUAUGGCAGAAGAUUCCGCGAGAUUGUGCAAGAGCGACCAUCGGCUGCUCCUCGAGCAAUGUCAGUUCGAAGGGAAGUAGAGCCUUCCUACGAAAACUACCGCUCCCCUCGUGCUGGCUCGGUCUUUGUUGACCCAGGCCCGGAGCGAGUCUACCAGCCAUCAGACAUGCCGCCGCCACCCACUUAUCGCCGUGCAGGAGAGUCCGUUCGUCCUUCAGCGAUGUCUGGGUCAGCCACUCUGGAGUACUAUGAUCCAGGUCCCCUACCGCGGAGCUCCAGUGUUCAGGUCAUGGAUCGUCCGCCAAGAGCGACUGUGUAUGCCGACGACAGACCCGAGUAUCGCGAGCCCAUACGCAUGGCAAGUGUACGACCACCAGAGACUCGAUACGAAGAAGUUCAACCCAUGGAGAUGAUGACACGGCCACAAAGUGUUCGCCCUGUCGCACGUGAAGGUAGCGUUUUCCACGAUAGGGCGCCGGUCAGUCAUGAGUAUCUUCCUGUCGAGCAACCCAGAUACCGGGCGGUCGAGCCAGAGCAGAGAUAUUACGACGCUCAAGGCAGGGAGAUUAUCACCAUGGACGGAACAAUGGAUGGAAGGCAGAGGAUUGUGGAGAGGUAUUGAGAUUGGGAGGGGGGAUGGUCAUUGAAGUGUGGGCCGAAAACACUUGGAAUCUGUGGUGUGUACAAUGAUGUUGACGGUGUGGAUGCUACAUAAUAAUCAUAGCCACGAGCAAAGAACGAUGGCAUUCGAUUCAUGCAACCUCAAACACAGCCUCCCAAGCUCUCAAGUCUGAUCGCGAUUGUUUCAUGCGUUGUUGAUGCAGGUGGAUGAGCUAUAGCUGGGGUGUUUUUCUUGAGACGACCCAGCUUUCAUCUUCUUAUUGGCCAGUUACAUAAUUCUACGCGCCCUUCCUCAUGUCAUCCCAUUUCUUUUCACC
Exophiala viscosa is the source of this 2945-nucleotide messenger RNA. RefSeq lists its product as uncharacterized. NCBI's taxonomy places the organism in Eukaryota, Fungi, Ascomycota, Eurotiomycetes, Chaetothyriales, Herpotrichiellaceae. The coding region runs from base 275 to 2629 and encodes 784 amino acids. The record is from RefSeq and is a predicted model, not a curated record. The transcript has 2 exons.